ACAGUGACUCUCAAAUACACGAUGACGUUGGUGGUAUCGCACACACCCACCCCCGAUGACCUGAAACUCGGGGGAAAAGAGAACCUGCAGCAGACCGCGCGUUUUGCGUUGAGGAAGUAAACAUCAUUAUUAUGUUUAGCAAAGAUACGUUUAUCAGUAUCAGAAGUCUGUGGAUUGCCCAGGUGACGAUGUAAGCCGACUCUACACCUUUCUCCCUGAGAAUGAGAUAAGAGAUUUACAUAGAUUGCUAUAGUCGUCAUGUUGGGUUGACCGGCCUUCACUGGCAGUUCUUGUUCUCUCAUAAACUCACACUGAUAUUCAAAGAUGGUGUCUCGAAGUGUUAUCAACGCCUGGAAACUAGCGCUCAUGACUACCCUACUUCAGACGAGUUGUUAUGCGCAACAGCGUGACAUUCGUCUUUAUGGCGGAAGUGGGAGCUACGAAGGACGGGUCGAAGUCAGAGUCGAUGGUCGUUGGGGCACAGUCUGUAACGACACCUGGGAUACCCAAGAUGCUUCGGUGCUAUGUCGGGAGCUUGAUAACAGAACAGCCAUCAGACACGAUGUGAUGUACGGUGAAGGAGUUGGACCUAUCUUCUAUUCUAACGUCAUGUGUACAGGUGGAGAACAACGACUGCAGGAUUGUUCAAAGACUGAUUCUUCCGUGGAUGUCUGCCAGCAUUCCCAAGACGCAGGGGUUCAGUGCUCCGCCAAGGAGCUUGAUCUCCGGUUAUCCGGUGGAUCAACACCAAACGAAGGUCGAGUAGAAGUUUACUACAGGGGUAACUGGGGCCGGGUUUGUGCUGGUUCGUCUUGGGACAAAAGUGAAGCUGACGUCGUCUGUCGAGUAGUCGGAUAUCCGAACCUUGCCCAGGAACCAAGGGGUAGUUUCGAGAGCGGCAGUGGCGCUGUGUUUCUUGUUAACCUGAUGUGUGCUGGGACAGAAAAUGCUGUGAAGGCAUGCAGUUCUUCUGUAAGCGGUUCCAACGCCCCGCAAUCUUGUCCAGACGGUUUGGAAGACGCAACGGUUAUUUGCAAUCCGAAUCUAGAAGUUUCAGUGGCGCCUGAACAGUUAUCCGCGGGGGCCAUUGCCGGGAUCAGUGUUGGGUUUGGUCUGGUCAUCGUAGUCUGUUGUAUCUUCAGUCUAAACUUAAAAUGUAAAGAUUGCUGUAGGAAAGGUGAACUAGAUGACACAGACGUGUAUCAGUGUAACACAGCCAGCAAUGCAGAUAGCAAAGUGUUCAGUACCACAUCCAACCUAAGGAGUGAUACCGAUAACCGCAAUGAUUCCAUCUCAGACAUUGAUCCAAACAUGUUCGUCUUCGCGCCCAAAGUUCCCCCUGCCGGGUUUGGUGCGUCGUCUGGUACCGGUGAACUCAAGGAUGCGCUUUCAAAUAUUGAUGAAACAAAAGAGCCGGAUAAAGAACUAACCGAAUCCGAUGAAAGAGACGAUCCCAUUUACCACACCAUAAGAGAUGAGCAGAAGACUUCCAAGGCGGGAGAUGAUGUAACCAUGACAACCGAUGAAAACACCCACGAGUAUGAUUACGUGGAUCGAGUUAAAGGCCCGGACAAUGCCGAGAAUGAGAGCGAAACGGUAACAAUUAAUUUACAGGGAGAUGCUCUCUUUGAAAAGAAAAAUCAUGACCACGGCAACACCGAGCAUGUAGAAAACAAUUACCUAGAACUUGAGGAUAUUGGCGACUCUCUUCAAAAUGGAGAUGUGGGAAAAGAGAAUGAGGACGUAUCAAUGGAACAACAAAAAGGAGAACAAGUUAACAUCAGCAUGACGAAUGAAGCCACUCCUCUCGAAUCACGUGACCAGUCAGAGUCUAAUGACCAAGGCAUUCCUGAGCGCGUAGAAAAUGAUUACUUAGAACUUGAAAAUAUUGAUGACUCUUUUCAAAAUAGAGAUGUCGGAAAGAAGGAUGAUAGUGGAGAUCCAGCAAUUGAACGAGAAGGAGAUCAUGUUAACACCAGCAUGACGAAUGAAAACACUCCUCUCGAAUCACGUGACCAGUCAGAGUCUGAUGACCAAGGCAUUCCCAAGCGCGUAGAAAACGAUUACUUAGAACUUGAAGAUAUUGGUGACUCUUUUCAAAAUGUAGAUGUCGGAAAGGAGGAUGAUAGUGGAGGUCUAUCAAUUGAACAAGAAGGAGCUCCUCUCGAAUCACGUGAUGAGUCACAUGAUGGAUUGACGUCACAUUCUGAAGGUGCAGAACCUGUUGUUAACGUUGAUGUAUUUGAUUCACGGUUGUAAAAUAUAAUCAAGAUGAUAUCCUGGAUUAUUGUGACAUUUAUUUAAGUACGAUUUUAUUGAUCUCUCAAUACUUGAAUAAUUGAUAUUAGACAGUAAAUACCACCACUGCAAUGUUCAUUUUAGGAACUUUGAGUUACACAAGACCUUCAACAAAUUGAGGGGGCUUGGACAAUUUUGUGGGGGGGGGGGGCUGCAGCCUCGAAAGCAUCCCCCCGUUAAAAUCGCUCAUCUGGCAAACUAGUAGAGAGAGAAAAUAAAGCACGUAAUGGGUAAACGAGCUGUGUUUUUAGGCUUCUGUGUUAUCUUUAAGUAGCCGGCCUAUGCAAAGAUAACGAAUGGAUAAAUUUAUACAGAAUUGUUAUUUAUUUUUACUCUGUAUGACAGAAGUAUCAAAGAUCCAGACUCGUCAAAAAGGGGUUCGAGGUUUGUUUCCCCAAUUGGAACAUUUCGUUUCUGAGUAACCUUGAACAUCCACUUUUUAGUUUUUUAUAAAACCAUUUAAGGUUCUUGAGCACGUAAAGAAUCUUUUGGGGAACCAUUUUUAUCGAGGGUUCCAAAAUAGGACAAAAGGGUUACAGUUCGCACGGUUUUUUGUCUCACCUGCAUAGCAGAGUGAGACUAUAGGCGCCGCUUUUCCGACGGCGACGGCGGCGGCGGCGGCGGCGACGGCGACGGCGGCGGCGACGGCGGCGGCGGCGUCAACACUAAAUCUUAACCUGAGGUUAAGUUUUUGAAAUGACAGCAUAACUUAGAAAGUAUAUGGACCUAGUUCAUGAAACUUGGCCAUAAGGUUAAUCAAGUAUUACUGAACAUCCUGCCUGAGUUUCAUGUCACAUGACCAAGAUCAAAGGUCAUUUAGGGUCAAUGAACUUAGACCAUGUUGGGGGAAUCAACAUCAAAAUCUUAACCUAAGGUUAAGUUUUUGAAAUGUCAUCAUAACUUAGAAAAUAUAUGGACCUAGUUCAUGAAACUUAUACAUGAGGUUAAUCAAGUAUCACUGAACAUCCUGCAUGAGUUUCACGUCACAUGACCAAGGUCAAAGGUCAUUUAGGGUCAAUGAACUUUGGCCGAAUUGGGGGUAUCUGUUGAAUUACCAUCAUAACUUUGAAAGUUUAUGGAUCUGAUUCAUGAAACUUGGACAUAAUAGUAAUCAAGUAUUACUGAACAUCCUGUGCAAGUUUCAGGUCACAUGAUCAAGGUCAAAGGUCAUUUAGGGUCAAUGAACUUUGGCCAAAUUGGGGUAUUUGUUGAAUUACAGCCAUAAAUUUGAAAGUGUGUUGGUCUAGUUCAUAAAACUUGGACAUAAUAGUAAUCAAGUAUCACUGAACAUCCUGUGCGAGUUUCAGGUCACAUGAUCAAGGUCAAAGGUCAUGUAAGGUCAAAGAACUUUGGCCACGUUGGGGGUAUUUGUUGAAUUGCCAUCAUAUCUCUAUAAGUGUAUUGGUCUAGUUCAUAAAACGUGGAAAUAAGAGUAACCAAGUAUCACUGAACAUCUUGUGCGAGUUAUAGUAGUUUUCAAAAUCAGCACUGCUGCUAUAUUGAAUCGCGUGAUGCAGGUGAGACGGCCAGAGGCAUUCCACUUGUUUUAUCUAAGAGUGCAGUUCGAAAUAUUGAAAUUGGAUUACAAUAUUUGCAGAACUUUAACUUUCAGUCCAUAUACAUGGUAAAGAACAACUAACAUCAAUCUAGCUACACUAUAACAAAAAUCUCCAAAACAGUUUUGUUGUGUGUUAAUUACCAUGUGGCGUGUCUUUAUUUCUAUCCCUUACAUGUUUCUUGAUUUCCCUUUUAUUUGUGUUCUCUGAUGUAACUAUUUAUUUUCAUUUAAUUCCAGAUCCAUCGUGAUUUUACGUUUCCUGCUUUGGAAUGGUAAACUCGGGUAGAAUAACAUGGGUGUAUUGUUUCAUUAUGAUCUGUCGGCUGUAUUCUUCCUCUCUUCCUAAAGCUAUAUACUAACAACGUUAUACCCUUACGUGACACUGUUAAAUGCACUGACUUUCUUUAAAGAGAGAAGGAGAGAUAAAUGAAUACUUGAUCAAGCACCAGAA
This is a messenger RNA of Lytechinus pictus (painted urchin), 4307 nucleotides long. RefSeq lists its product as uncharacterized. NCBI's taxonomy places the organism in Eukaryota, Metazoa, Echinodermata, Echinoidea, Temnopleuroida, Toxopneustidae. The coding region runs from base 325 to 2259 and encodes 644 amino acids. The record is from RefSeq and is a predicted model, not a curated record. The transcript is spliced from 5 exons. Gene Ontology annotation, cellular component: membrane.